UUAGGCGUGCGUGGGAAUCUGGGUCCGACAGAAGCGGUGCCCGCGCGGCUACCCCAGCUGGCUGCCGGUGCGGAGCCGCCCGCCGCGCCAUGGGCCUCCUGUCGGACCCGGUGCGCCGGCGCGCGCUCGCCCGCCUGGUGCUGCGCCUCAACGCUCCGCUCUGCGCGCUGAGCUACGCAGCGGGCAUCGCCUGGUUCUUGGCGCUAGCUUUCCCGCCGCUGACCCAGCGCACUUACAUGUCGGAGAACGCCAUGGGCUCCACCAUGGUAGAGGAGCAGUUUGUGGGCGGAGAUCGCGCCCGGGGCUUUGCCCGGGACUUCGCUGCCCACCGCAGGAAGUCGGGGGCUCUGCCAGUGGCCUGGCUGGAGCGUACGAUGCGGUCAGUGGGGCUGGAGGUGUACACGCAGAGUUUCUCCCGGAAACUGCCCUUUCCAGAUGAGAUUCAUGAGCGCUAUAUGGUGUCCGGCACCAAUGUGUAUGGCAUCCUGAGGGCCCCACGUGCUGCCAGUACCGAGUCCUUGGUAUUCACUGUACCCUGUGGUCCAGACUCCACCAAUAACCAAGCUGUGGGACUUCUGCUGGCACUCGCUUCCCACUUCCGAGGGCAGAUUUAUUGGGCCAAAGAUAUCAUCUUCCUGGUGACAGAACAUGAUCUCCUUGGCACUGAGGCUUGGCUUGAAGCCUACCAUGAUGUCAAUGUCACUGGCAUGCAGUCAUCCCCUCUGCAGGGCCGGGCUGGGUCCAUCCAGGCAGCUGUGGCUCUGGAGCUGAGCAGUGAUGUGGUCACCAGUCUCGACGUGACUGUGGAAGGACUCAAUGGGCAGCUGCCCAAUCUUGACUUGCUCAACCUCUUCCAGACCUUCUGCCAGAAAGGGGGGCUGCUAUGUACACUUCAAGGCAAGCUACAGCCUCAGGACUGGACGUCGCUGGAGGGGCCACUGCAGAGUUUGCAGACACUGCUGCUCAUGGUCCUUCGGCAGGCAUCUGGCCGUCCCCAUGGCCCCCAUGGCCUUUUCCUGCGCUACCGAGUGGAGGCCCUGACUGUGCGUGGCAUCAAUAGCUUCCGCCAGUACAAGUAUGACUUGGUGGCAGUGGGCAAGGCUCUGGAAGGCAUGUUCCGCAAGCUCAACCACCUCCUAGAGCGCCUGCACCAGUCGUUCUUCUUCUACCUGCUCCCUGCUCUCUCCCGCUUCGUCUCCAUCGGCCUUUACAUGCCUGCCACCGGCUUCUUUCUCCUGGUUCUCGGUCUCAAGGCUCUGGAGCUGUGGAUGCAGCUACAUGAGGCUGGAGUGGGCCCUGAGGAGGCUGGAGGGACCCCUGGCCCUCGUGCCCUACUCCCCCCAGCACAGGGUGUGGGGCUGGCUUCACUUGUGGCACCCCUGCUGAUCUCCCAGGCCAUGGGCCUGGCCCUCUACGUCUUGCCUGUGCUGGGUCAACAUGUGGCUGCCCAACACUUCCCAGUGGCUGAGGCCGAGGCCGUGGUACUGACUCUGCUGGCAAUUUAUGUGGCUGGCCUGGCCCUUCCGCACAACACCCACCGGGUGGUGAGUGCACAGUCCCCAGACAGGGGCUGGAUGGCCCUGAAACUGGUGGCCCUGAUCUACCUCGCCCUCCAACUGGGCUGUAUUGCCCUUACCAACUUCUCACUGGGUUUCCUGCUGUCUGCCACCAUGAUACCUGCUGCUGCACUCACCAAGCCCCAUGGGCCCCGGCCACUCUAUGCUGCCCUGCUGGUGCUGACGAGCCCAGCAGCCAUGCUCCUAGGCAGUCUGUUCCUGUGGCAAGAGUUACAGGAGGCACCAUUGUCGCUGGCUGAAGGCUGGCAGCUUUUCCUGACAGCACUGGCCCAGGGUGUACUGGAGCACCACACCUUUGGCGCCCUGCUCUUCCCACUGCUGGCCUUGGGCCUGUACCCCUGCUGGCUUCUCUUCUGGAAUGUGCUCUUCUGGAAAUGAGGUCUAAUGCCUGGGCACAAAAGGCUGGGACAGGGUUCCCUGAGCUACUUUCUACCUCUUCUCUGAGAAAUAAACAAGUGCUCUGUUUUAACUGUUCUUUGGGCUCCUGGCCCACUGUCAACGCUGGGCAUGGGGUGGGCAUUCCUACACACCUCUUCCCUAGAAGGGUCACUCUAGUUCACUUAACGAGCAACAUUCCUGCAGGAGUUCAGACACCUGGAGACCACACAACACCAUCUUCA
This is a messenger RNA of Castor canadensis (American beaver), 2197 nucleotides long. RefSeq names its product glycosylphosphatidylinositol anchor attachment 1 (gene Gpaa1). Gene Ontology annotation, biological process: attachment of GPI anchor to protein. The record is from RefSeq and is a predicted model, not a curated record. Gene Ontology annotation, cellular component: membrane; GPI-anchor transamidase complex. Lineage: Eukaryota; Metazoa; Chordata; Mammalia; Rodentia; Castoridae.